AUGAAAUCAAGCUCAUUAAAAGAGAAAACAUGUACAGAAGACUCAAAGAAGUUAUUCAAUUUAGUUGUAAAUGCACAAAAGACAAAAAUUGAUGUGAAAGAAAUUGGAAUGCUACAAUUGGUCGAUGAAAUUGAUCGUCUUCGUCAAUUAUGGAAAAUGUCAGAAGAUUCAAAGCUAAAAUUAGCCGAAGAAAUGAAUCAGAUGGAAAAAGCAUUGGCCGAAGCGCGAAAAAAGCUUGAACUUUUCCAAUUGGAUAUGGGAGACACUAGAAAAAUGCUGCGGACUGCGUUGGAUGAGAAUAAAGCACUGAAACUUGAUUUGAAUGUAUAUGAGACACGAGAAAAACGGUUGAAAGAUGCGAUGAAAGGUGGAGCAUUUGAUAGUCUCACAAAAGAAGAUCGAGAUCAAUUUGCGUUUUUGAGAGAGCCGCUGGUUCGAACUUAUUCGAAGAGAAUUCAAGAAAAACAUCCACAUCUUAUGGAGGUUUGUAAAUUAGAAAAAAGUUUUCUCUUUAAUCUAACGAAUUUCAGGAAACAAAUGAAAGCGAAGAUGAUAGUUCUGUAGAUUAUGAUAUGACAAACGAAAGUCUAGAUGAAGUGAUAACUUUGAGAAAUGGUCGGGAAGUUCGUAGAUCUUCAGCUGCUGGUGGGAAACGUCGAUCUUCUUCAGCUCACGCGCAUGUUCACAUCAAUUCGAAGCGGAGUCGAAGUCGAGUGAUGGCAACACCAAUAAAGGAAGAACCACAAAUUGAAGAAACACCAUCGAAAAGAUAUCGGGAUGAUGGAAUUCAAGAAGUGACCACUACCACAACAACCACCACAACUACUCUAAAAGGAGGAAAUGAUAGAAGACCAACACGAACAAGUAUACAUAGACAGGUUACAAGAAGAAGUAUGAGUUGUGGAAGUGUUCCAUCAAUUGAACAAACACCUGGGCAUACUUUUGCUGCUGGAAUGUCGACCAAUGCUGCUUUGACUAAAAGUACAUUGGAUAUUCGAACUUUGAAAAGAGGCGGAACAUCAACGUGGACAACUGGACAAGUAAAUGAUAUAGCAUUGAGAAAACAUUCGUUUGAAGAUGUUGGAUUGAACUUGGUAAUUUACAUUAUAGUUGGAUAUCGACUAAAGGGUUUUAAGCAUUGAAAUAUUGGGUUCUAAUGUUAUAUUCAUAUGAUAGAAUGGUCUAAGACGAACAGAAUGAUAUAAAUUUUGAUGGUUUUACCUUAUCCAUAAGUGAUUUAGGGAUGUUUAGUCGAUAUUUAGUCGUUAAGUCCCUAAAUCAACGUAAAGUCAUCAAAAUUUGUUCGUCUUAGACCAUUCUAUCAUGUGAAUAAAAUUAGAACCCAAUAUUUCAACUAACUUGCUUAAAAAACCUGGAAAUGUCAUUUAGUCGAUUUAGUUUCAGAAUUAUUUAUAAACAAAACUUUUUUUGCAGAAAAUGACGAAAUGUGAUGAAUGUCACCAAGUUAUAUUCGCAAAUCGCUCUCAAAAAUGCAGAGAUUGUCAUCAAACUGUUCACAAACAUUGUACAGGUCGUCUUCGUCUUCCAUGCGUCCCACGACAAAAAACCAUUGCCACACCAAAAUCGGCCAAUCGAAAUGUGAAACGAGAAUAUCGUCUUCAAGAUUUCUGUACAAAUGCCAAGCCAAUGAUUCCGUUCCCAGUUGUUCAUUGUGUUGUUGCGUUGGAGAAGCGCGCGCUCACCCAAGAAGGUCUCUAUCGAGUUCCGGGAAGUACACGAACUGUCACAUCGUUGCUCGAUGAAUUGCGAACCUCGCGAACUGUUCCGAAUUUGGAUCUACAAGAUUGUGAAGUGAUCACUGAAACAUUAAAGCGAUUCUUGCGCGAUUUACGCGAUCCGCUGGUUCCGAAAACGUCGAGAGAGGAAUUUAUGGUUGCUGCGAAUCAAUUCACAACUGAUCCAGAUCAGGGAAGACUUUCAUUGAAUAAAGUUAUUUGUGAAUUGCCUCAAGCGAAUCGAGACACAAUGGCUUAUUUGUUUUUGCAUUGGAGAAAAGUGAGUAUUAUUUUUAGAGUUCAAAAAAAUCCUCUGAUAAUCUUGAAAAUUUUAAAUUUUGAUUAAACAAAAAAUUCCUGUAAAUUUAAAAUUAUAUCAAUUUUACCCCAAAUUUUUGCAGGUUGUCGCGGUUUCCGAAUUCAAUAAAAUGCCAAAAGAAAAUAUGGCAAGAGUAUUAGCCCCAUGUGUAAUGGGAAUUCCAACAAGUCGAAUGGAUCAAACUUCAGCUACUCAUGAUAUUACAAAUUGCGAAAGAACAUUGAACGCAUUAUUCACAUUUGAUGACGUAAAAUUUUUUUGUUUUGAAAACAAUUCAGGCCCUCAAUAAAAUCGAUUUUUCCAGGGAUAUUGGCAACGUUUUUUGGGUCCAAUUGAUUCGAUUGAAAUGCCACGUCACAAUGAUCUUUAUUCUCCGCCAAUGGGAAAUGUUUGUGAUCGUAGUAUCCUUGGACCAGUAUCAAUCUCACCGGCAACUCCACUUUUGACACGAUCCGCAAAUCCGAAUCGCAGAUUAAAUUUGUUGGGACCACUUUGA
This is a messenger RNA of Caenorhabditis angaria, 2551 nucleotides long. The record is from the annotation of a GenBank genome assembly. Lineage: Eukaryota; Metazoa; Nematoda; Chromadorea; Rhabditida; Rhabditidae.